Messenger RNA from Rhagoletis zephyria (snowberry fruit fly), 574 nucleotides. It is a transcript of the gene RPA3, whose product is annotated as Replication protein A3. Gene Ontology annotation, molecular function: damaged DNA binding; single-stranded DNA binding. Gene Ontology annotation, cellular component: site of double-strand break; nucleus; DNA replication factor A complex. Gene Ontology annotation, biological process: double-strand break repair via homologous recombination; base-excision repair; nucleotide-excision repair. Lineage: Eukaryota; Metazoa; Arthropoda; Insecta; Diptera; Tephritidae. The record is from RefSeq and is a predicted model, not a curated record.
AGCUGAUUUUGACGUUCAAUUUUCAGUGGCGUUUGGCGGCAUUUUGCAAUUGUUUUAUUUUCUUGCAUUAAAAGUAUUUUUAAACAAUUAUGGCACCGGCUUUUGAACCACGAACAUUUGUAAAUGGCGGCAUGCUGCGCAAAUUCAAUGGCCAAUACGUGAGCAUAAUUUUGCGCAUCGAAGAAGAAGCUGGUACAAACCUCAUUGCAAUGUCCACGGACAAACAAAAGAUACGCGUAAAACUGCAAGAUCCAACUGGUGGACGUGUCGGCAGCUGGAUAGAAGUCAUCGGAAAACCAAUUGGCGGUGAUGCCAUCGAUGGAAAAGAGGCCAUUUUAUUUGCUGAAGAUGAGCCCGGCCUCGAUGAAGACGCCUACAAUAUGAUGGUGGAAUUCCUAAAUAACUGCAAGGAUAUCUAUAGAAGCGGUUAACUUGUUCAAAUGCUAAGUUUUCUUAUAAAGUAAGAUAGUUUAAGGCUGAAAGAUGAAUUUCGAUGCAAACAUUAUUUAAUCGGAAAAAUGCGGCACGUAAUUGCGGUUUACAAAAAAAUAAAUGUUUAAGAAUAUUACACGUA